CGCUCAUAAUUACACGGUGUUUCCCUCUCUGGGUUUGGACUCAGACUCCAGCUAGUAUAUAAAGGACCUGUGAUCAGACUCAGCGGAUGGCCCAGUGAAUGAGACCUCUCAAGACUGACCUGCAGGGACCGCCCAGGGCAGGAAAGCAGUGCCAGCAUGUGGACGGCUUGGUGUGUGGCUGCUCUGUCUGUGACAGCUGUGUGUGGCACCAGCCAAGAGACAAACACUGUCCUCAGGGUUACCAAGGAUGUGCUGAGCAAUGCCAUCUCCAGCACCCUGAAGCAGAGCGAUACCCUCCACUCGGCUCUGAGAGAGGUGCCCAUGGGUAAAGCUGGUGUUGGCGGUGUUCCUUACAACGAUUUCCAUGUCCGAGAUGCCCCCCCCAAAUAUACGAAUGGCAAACAGCUUGGCGGUAAUUACAAGUAUGGUCACAUCGAAACCAAUGACAACACUGCUCAGCUGGGGGGAAAAUACCGGUACGGUGAAAUCCUUGAGUCGGAUGGAAGCAUCAGGGACCUCCGCCGUGGCGACUACCGCAGCGCUGCGAGUGCACCCGGUGGCCAGAGGGGCUUCCCGCAAUAUAAGUCAGCUAAAGGUGCAGCAACCGUGGGCAGGCUUCACCGGCGAGAGCUGCGGCCAGGAGAGAUCCCACCUGGUGUAGCCACUGGGGCCCUGGGCCCAGGUGGUUUGCUGGGCGCUGGUGGCAUGCUGGCAAGCGAUGGCAUCCUGGCAGGACAAGGUGGCCUGCUUGGCGGAGGUGGUCUCCUUGGUGAUGGAGGACUUCUCGGAGGAGGAGGCGUCUUGGGUGUGCUCGGCGAGGGCGGCAUCCUGAGCACAGUGCAAGGCAUCACAGGGCUGCGGAUUGUGGAGCUGACCCUCCCUCGGGUGUCUGUCCGGCUCCUGCCCGGCGUGGGCGUCUACCUGAGCCUGUACACUCGCGUGGCCAUCAACGGGAAGAGCCUCAUUGGCUUCCUGGACAUCGCCGUGGAGGUGAACAUUACAGCCAAGGUCCGGCUGACCAUGGACCGCACAGGCUACCCCAGGCUGGUCAUUGAGCGAUGUGACACCCUCCUGGGGGGCAUCAAAGUCAGGCUGCUGCGAGGGCUUCUCCCCAACCUCGUGGACAACUUAGUGAACCGAGUCCUGGCCAACGUCCUCCCUGACUUGCUCUGCCCCAUCGUGGACGUGGUGCUGGGCCUUGUCAACGACCAGCUGGGUCUCGUGGACUCUCUGAUUCCCCUGGGGAUACUGGGAAGUGUCCAGUAUACCUUCUCCAGCCUCCCGCUUGUGACCGGGGAAUUCCUGGAGCUGGACCUCAACACUCUGGUUGGGGAGGCCGGAGGAAGUCUCAUAGACUAUCCACUGGGGCGUCCAGCCAUGGCUCCCCGGAAGAUGCCAGAACUGCCCCCCAUGGGCGACAACACCAACUCCCAGCUGGCCAUUUCUGCCAACUUCCUGGGCUCGGUGCUGGCUCUCCUGCAGAAGCAAGGGGCGCUGGACAUAGACAUCACCGAUGGCAUGUUUGAACAGCUUCCUCCACUCACCACGUCCACACUGGGGGCCUUGAUUCCCAAGGUGUUCCAGCAGUACCCUGAGUCCCGCCCACUCACCAUCAGGAUCCAGGUGCCAAACCCACCUUCAGUGACACUGCAGAAGGACAAAGCGCUGGUGAAGGUGCUUGCCACCGCAGAGGUCAUGGUGUCCCAGCCCAAUGACGUCGAGACCACAAUCUGCCUCAUUGAUGUGGACACGGAACUGCUGGCCAUGUUUUCCGUGGAGAACGAUAAGCUCAUGAUCGACGCCAAGCUGGACAAGACCAGCCUCCACCUCAAAACCUCAAAUGUGGGCAAUUUUGAUGUGGGCCUCAUGGAGGUGCUGGUGGGGAAGAUCUUCGACCUGGCGUUCAUGCCCGCGAUGAACGCUGUGCUGGGCUCCGGUGUCCCUCUCCCGAAAAUCCUUAACAUCGACUUCAGCAAUGCAGACAUCGACGUCCUGGAGGACAUUCUGGUGCUGAGUACCUGAGUGACAGGAGGGAGAGACGCUGAUGCCCGCCCUCCCACCCACCCCCACAGAAGAGAGCAGAGCCAGCCCUGGAAAGGCUCACCUGACAGAGCUCCCUGCCCCCCAAGUCCCUUCGGCCCCUACAAAAGGUCCCUUCCCAACCCUCUCAACUUCAACCCACCUGACCCCACUCCAAAAAAGGAUCCAGCCAUUCACUGCCCUUAUUGGCAAAAAAUUCCAUCCACGGUCAGCCCCCUGCUCAUCCCCCUCGCUGGGGGAGGAAGUUCGCCUCGAGGACCCAGGCCUUUCGACUCCACGUUGGACUCCAUGCUGAGCACUUUAAGCUUUCAAUAAAAGAUUUCACCCUCCCUGCA
Molecule: messenger RNA, 2375 nt
Organism: Phyllostomus discolor (pale spear-nosed bat)
Lineage: Eukaryota; Metazoa; Chordata; Mammalia; Chiroptera; Phyllostomidae
Gene: BPIFB4
Product: BPI fold containing family B member 4
Exons: 17
Coding region: 157-2022 (621 amino acids)
Molecular function (GO): lipid binding
Source: RefSeq, a predicted model, not a curated record